AUGCUCUCCUGGCUCGGCCUCGGUCUUGUCAGUUGCACGCCCCUCCAAACCCUCUGGGCGGGGUAUGGCCAUAUUGUGUCUAUCACCGCGCGCUCCCCCUCUUCCCACGAAACGACGCGGCUUGUCUUGAAACUCAUCUCUCUGCCUCCCGGUAAUGACGAGGGCCACCUCCGCAAGAUGCUGAGCUAUGAGGUCGAGCAGGAAUUCUACACCACCAUCGCGCCAUCUCUGCCUCAAAACGUGGCCGUUGCACACUGUCUCGCCUCGACGCACGACAUGGCCGGCCGACCUGGAUCCGAAAAUCUACACGGCGUAAUGGCCAUGCUCCUCACGGACCUGAGGCCUGAUUUCCCAAUCGCCGGGUCUAAACGAGGUCUCCUACCUCCUCGAGCAGUAUAUGCGGCGUUGGACUGGCUCGCCCGCUUCCAUUCUCAUUCUGCUAGAGGGGUGGAGGACAUGGAAUCAUACCUCCUCCCACCAUUGGAAGAGGCUGAUCGGCGCAAGAAAGGACUCGGCGGAUCCAAACUCUGGCUUAAUGGAGGAUACACGUACUUGGCCACGAGACGGGGUGAGCUGGCCGAACUGGCCGACUCGGACAGCGAAUGGAAUACCGCCCUCUGCUCCCCCGAUAAAGAGAUUGGACGCAAUGUCGCGGACGCUGUCGCGGCCGUACUUACUCCUCGCGGGCGGACAAGCGAGAGCGUGAUCCACGGCGACGUCAAGUCGGAGAACCUGUUCACGACGCGGGCCGGGGAUAAAGUCGCCUUCUUCGACUUCCAGUAUGUCGGCCUGGGCCUCGGUGUAUGCGACCUCGCCAAGCUGUUCACGUGCAGCGUUCCCGAGGAGAUGCUUGCUGAUUCUGUGCCGCAUCUCCUCGGGAUGCAGAGUGGCGAGAGAGGCUUGCUCGAGCGAUACCGCGCCACCUUGAUCGAGAAACGGGGAGAAGGAGGGUAUGAAUGGGAAGAAAUGGUGCGGCACUGGGAGACGGCUCUCGUGGAUUGGUGCCGAUUCCAGGCUUCAUGGGGUUUCUGGGGGAACACGGAGUGGCUUGAGGCGCGCGUACGGCAUAUCCUCGCUGACGCGGGAUGGCGCACAUGGCUCAAGAACGAGCUCCAGUAUACCAAGUAG
Messenger RNA from Cutaneotrichosporon cavernicola, 1128 nucleotides. RefSeq lists its product as uncharacterized. The record is from RefSeq and is a predicted model, not a curated record. Lineage: Eukaryota; Fungi; Basidiomycota; Tremellomycetes; Trichosporonales; Trichosporonaceae. The transcript has a single exon. Bases 1 to 1128 code for a protein of 375 amino acids.